CCGCCGCCGCUGCUGCCUGGAAUGGAGGUGGCUUCAGCUUUAUGCCCUAAACGUCACGGCCAAUAUUGUCGAUCAAGCUUCGAAUUUGACGCCCCUGCAGGAGCCGACGGCACGGCAUCAGGCCCCACGUACCUUUCUUCGCUGUUUGGAGACGUUUUUGAAGCAAGACACCAUUACACGGUCGGUAGUGAUGGAAGCAACAGCAGGAGAUGCAGCACCCGAGGAGAUCUCAGGGCGGAUGCGAUCGUUGCCGAGAUUGCUUAUUUUCUGGAGUUGAUGGAACGAGACGAGUAUCCUUACAAAUCACAUUCACGCAAAAUCAAUCCCACGUUGAACGAAGCAGUUAAUCAGCUCAUCACUUCUUGCAACACCAUGGCGUCGACUGCCACCUCAGCAUGUCUUCCACCCGACCACGUAAUCCGGCUUAUCGCUGUGCAGCUACUUGCUUCUUGCUAUACGCUCCUCCCGGCUACUAGUUCGCACAGCUUUCCCCUAAUCAGGCAAAGAAAGACCCCUCGAGUAAUCACUGCUCUGCGGCUCCAUACGUAUUUUCGUUAUUCCCCCGCCGCGGGCUAUCACGCUCGUGACCCUUCUGAGACAACUCCGUGGCCCGGCCUUUACAGAGGAUCAUUUAUAGGCGAGGAGGUUUUUGAUACGACGACGGGAUACACGAAGCAGGACUCUGCGAAUCAGAAGACGGACUUGAAGCAUGAAUAUCACACGGGAGCCUGGAACGAUGGCUCUGCAGAGGAACGUCAGGGCCGUAAUAGGUCAUUGCCAUCAAGCCCUACCUCACGCGCAGGCAAAGAACUGGGACUCAACUGGAGACUCAUCUGUCAAACUUUAGCAUUGCGAGGCCCGAAUCGAAAAGCACGCCCAUCAAAACAGCAUCCAGUCAAAAACCACAAGAAAUUGUUCUUUUUCAACCGAUCUGGUGGACGGACAAGAAAGCCUACGGACGAGAUACACACAACAAAUACCCCACCGGCUCGUCCGAAGCCUGGUCCUAUUCGAAUGCCAUCCGUCGAUGAUGCAUACAGAAUUCCGUCUAAGCAUCGUCUGCGCAGAACACACUCUGCUCCUCGGACUCCUGCCUUUGAUGAGCCACUUGAUGUCUCGCCUCUAUAUAGUCAGCGGAAUAGCUCCACUCCUACUUUAGGAUCCUUCAUGCCAUACCAUUUUGAGGUCCCGGAAAUUCGUCGAAUAUCAGCUUCUACAACAGCAGGGAGUUUGAGGUCAGUGAUUAUGACCAGGAGACCAGAUCUACUUCACGUCGAGGGAUAUUUUCCUAAACUCCCCUCUAAGUCUUUUGAUUCAACCCGGCUGUACCCGUUCGAGGAAGUACCAUCCGUUUCAAGACCCGCUACCCCAAUAGGGGGAUUAUCGCCAAUGGCAUUAUAUACAGUGAUUCCAGAAGCUAGCGGUCUACAAAACGAUUACUUCUCACUACCAUCCCUUCCGAGCCCCGGAGACGGAGGGGCUGUCUAUGAGGCGGACGGGCAUGACCUUUUCCAAUUUACAGUGAAGGAUACAGACACAAGCUCAGAGGAAAGUGUGCUGAAUGAGCAGAAGCGGAGACACUCUGAGUUGUUAUCAGGCUCAGAUAGCGCGGAUUCAAUUGUACGCAAACGAAGUGACGAAGAUAGUCAAAAGUCACGAUGCAGUCGCUCGAAAUGA
Periconia digitata is the source of this 1677-nucleotide messenger RNA. The record is from the annotation of a GenBank genome assembly. Lineage: Eukaryota; Fungi; Ascomycota; Dothideomycetes; Pleosporales; Periconiaceae.